This is a messenger RNA of Humulus lupulus (European hop), 1893 nucleotides long. RefSeq names its product methylmalonate-semialdehyde dehydrogenase [acylating], mitochondrial. The transcript is spliced from 19 exons. The record is from RefSeq and is a predicted model, not a curated record. Bases 200 to 1813 code for a protein of 537 amino acids. Gene Ontology annotation, cellular component: mitochondrion. Gene Ontology annotation, biological process: thymine catabolic process; L-valine catabolic process. Gene Ontology annotation, molecular function: methylmalonate-semialdehyde dehydrogenase (acylating, NAD+) activity; malonate-semialdehyde dehydrogenase (acetylating, [NAD(P)+]) activity. Lineage: Eukaryota; Viridiplantae; Streptophyta; Magnoliopsida; Rosales; Cannabaceae.
GUAAGCAAACAAAUCAUCUCUCAAUUUCCACCGUCAGAUUAAUCGUCCUUAAUAAUUCAACGGUGGAUAUCAUUCCCCAAAAGUCUCAAACUCUUCAAAAGAACACCGACUUUGGCAUAUAUAUCCGCUGACACUCAGCUCAGUGGCACAAAUCAUCAAAUUCAACGAAAUUCUUAAAUUUUCAUUCAAAAGAAAAAGAAUGUCCCAGUUUUCGAUUCAACGAGUAAGGAGCUUGAAAGGUUUGAGGCCUCAGAUCUUUUCUUUGAGAAGUUCUGGGUUUUCUACUGCCACGUCCCCCUCAAACAAACAGGACCCUCCGAGAGUUCCCAAUCUAAUUGGAGGUACUUUUGUUGAUUCACAAUCAUCAUCCUCCAUUGAUGUUAUUAACCCUGCAACACAAGAGGUUGUUUCACAACUUCCUUUGACUACAAAUGAAGAGUUUAAAGCAGCGGUAUCUGCAGCCAAGCAGGCAUUUCCGUCAUGGCGUAAUACACCAGUUACAACCCGUCAAAGAGUGAUGCUCAAGUUCCAAGAGCUUAUUAGGAGAGACAUUGAUAAGCUUGCCCUAAAUAUUACAACUGAACAGGGAAAGACACUAAAGGAUGCACAUGGAGAUGUUUUUCGUGGUCUAGAGGUGGUGGAACAUGCUUGUGGUAUGGCAACUCUGCAGAUGGGAGAGUAUGUCUCUAAUGUUUCCAGUGGAAUUGACACAUACAGCAUUAGGGAGCCACUUGGUGUCUGUGCUGGAAUUUGUCCCUUUAAUUUUCCAGCAAUGAUUCCAUUAUGGAUGUUCCCAGUUGCUGUUACAUGUGGGAAUACAUUUGUUUUAAAGCCAUCUGAAAAAGAUCCAGGUGCAUCGAUAAUGCUUGCAGAGUUGGCAUUGGAAGCUGGUUUGCCAAAGGGUGUCUUAAAUGUUGUUCAUGGAACAAAUGAUACUGUUAAUGCAAUUUGUGAUGAUGAAGAUAUCAGAGCUGUAUCGUUUGUUGGUUCUAACACUGCUGGCAUGCAUAUAUAUGCAAGGGCGGCAGCUAAAGGGAAACGUGUCCAGUCCAAUAUGGGGGCAAAAAACCAUGCGGUUGUCUUGCCUGAUGCAAGUGAGGAUGCUACUUUGAAUGCCCUUGUUGCUGCUGGAUUUGGUGCAGCAGGACAGAGAUGUAUGGCACUAAGUACAGUUGUUUUUGUUGGAGAUGCAAAGUCAUGGGAGAAAAAACUAGUGGAGCGUGCCAAAGCUCUUAAAGUAAAUGCAGGAAUAGAACCUGAUGCAGACCUUGGUCCAGUUAUUAGUAAACAGGCAAAGGAGCGUAUUUGCAAUUUAGUUCAAACUGGUGUUGAUAGUGGUGCUAAGCUAUUGCUUGAUGGCAGAGAUAUUGUGGUCCCUGGAUAUGAGCGUGGUAAUUUUAUUGGACCAACUAUCUUAUCAGGUGUCACACCUGACAUGGAGUGCUACAAGGAGGAGAUUUUUGGGCCAGUUCUUCUUUGCAUACACGCUGACAGCUUUGAAGAGGCCAUAAACAUUGUUAACAGAAACAAAUAUGGAAAUGGAGCUUCUAUAUUCACAACAUCCGGCAUUGCUGCAAGGAAAUUUCAGACUGAGAUAGAGGCAGGGCAGGUUGGCAUUAAUGUUCCCAUUCCGGUUCCCUUGCCCUUUUUCUCAUUUACUGGUUCCAAAGCAUCUUUUGCUGGAGAUCUUAAUUUCUAUGGCAAAGCAGGAGUUAACUUCUUUACCCAGAUCAAAACUGUAACCCAGCAAUGGAAGGACUUGCCAGGUGGCAGUGGAAUUAACCUAGCAAUGCCUACUUCUCAGAAGGCAUAAUCGUCACUUUGUUACGAUCUAGUGUACUUCUAAACUUAUCUAAACUCUUAAUAAAGGGGCGCUUUGCCAUGUUCUUUGUA